Acytostelium subglobosum LB1 is the source of this 1281-nucleotide messenger RNA. RefSeq lists its product as hypothetical. The transcript is spliced from 4 exons. Lineage: Eukaryota; Evosea; Eumycetozoa; Acytosteliales; Acytosteliaceae. Gene Ontology annotation, molecular function: RNA endonuclease activity producing 5'-phosphomonoesters, hydrolytic mechanism. Gene Ontology annotation, cellular component: mitochondrion. The record is from RefSeq and is a predicted model, not a curated record. Gene Ontology annotation, biological process: piRNA processing. The annotation marks the transcript as partial.
AAACCAAUGAACAGAACAACUUUAUUUAUUCUAGUUCUGUUAGUUUGUCAUUCUUGUGCACAAGACUUCCAGAACACCACCUACUAUGCAAAGUUCAAGUCAGCCGAAGACAGUGGACCAAUGUCCAUCACAACUUAUUUCUCACCUGACACAAGUAUCCAAACCGAGACUGAAUUAGUUUUGGAUGCUCAAUCAACCAUUGACAUUGGUAUUCCAAGUUUCAGUUCAUGGGCAUAUUGUUCUUCCACCUACAAUGGCAUCUAUGGCUGUACUGUUGCUGACCAAAGAAGCACAGAGACAUUCCCUAUAUGGGGAGCUUUGCUCAAUGCCAUCAACCGUGGUGUGACUGUUAGGAUUUUAACCAACAACUACUACGGUCCAAAUCAAACUUUGACCGAUGGUUACAUUGAUCCAAUCAGUUUCCUUGCUCUUGCUGGUGCCAAAGUCAAGUACUUCACCACUUUGACAUUCCUCCAUACAAAGUAUAUGAAUAUCGAUGGCAAGACAACUUCAAUCUCCUCUAUCAACUACAGCCAAACAUCAUUCAUGAAGAAUCGUGAGGCUGGUGUCAUCGUCCAGGGCUCUCAACCCAUCUCAUCGUUCACCACCGAGGUGUUUGAUUAUGAUUGGGAUUUAGGUAUUGAUUGGCCCACUCUUUCCUAUUCACAGAGCAACAUGGCAAUCAUUACCAAUAAGACACCCGUAAAGAUUGUAGUGCCACCACCCAAUAGCUUUCCAGGUAGCUAUGUCACCAAGGCUACGACGACCUCUGGAAACGUUGAUGCCGAGGUUUUCACCUCUCCAGACGAUGCUUGGGACAUUGUCACCUCUGAUAUUGCCAACUCCAAGUCGCUCAAGGUGUACAUCUACCAGAUCACCGACUCUGACUGGUGCGACCUGGUAGGUAACUACUCUGGUGAACUCACACUCCUCGUGUCCAACAAGAUUUUCUCCUACACCGACUAUAAGAGUGCCUUGGCUUGCUACACCCAUCUGUCUCAACAUGGUAUCACCAUCCGUAAGACGAACGCCAAUAUGUACACCUACUCCCACCAAAAGUAUUGGAUCCUUGAUGACAACCGUGUCUACUUGUCCACCGGUAACUGGGGCAACACUGACUAUCCCAAUGGAUCUCAAGUGUUCCCACCUGAUACAACUGACCCAUCCCAAUGGAGAAAGACCAAUCGUGACUUCACCAUCAAGAUGGUCAACAGUGAUGUUGUGGCUAUCUACAACACAGUCUUUGAGGAGGACUAUACCAGGGGCUAUAACUGGACACCA